AUUUCCAUUUUUUUUAAUUAAAAAAGAUACAAAUUUAAUUGGUAUCCUUUUAGUUUUUCCAGUAUGAACCUAUGUACCCAAUUCUCUUGAUCCCUCCAACCUUAAGAUUGGUUCUCAAGUUGAGAAUUUUCUCUUUCUUUCUUAAUUAGUUUCUUACUUUACUUAGAUCACUUGAUUAAUUUGAUUAACAAUUCUUUUCGGUUUUCCCUGGUAAGAUUAAGGUAUUUCUUUGCUAAAUGUGUAACUUAGGGAUUUGACUAUAUUGGAGGCAGUGAUCACAGAUCAUAAUUCAUAGUAGUGUGUGUGAGUGAUGCCAGUUCUCUCAUUUGUAUCUCAGUGUUUCUUCUUCACUAAUGGUAGUGGAAGUAAACACCACGCUUCACAUCCAAUUAUUGAUUCUGAGGUGAAGGGGGGAAGCAAAUUGGUGCCUCUGGAUUCUGAGGAACCAAGCAGUGGUGAUGAUGAACAACAUGAGCCUCUGGAUUCUAAGGUUCAAACAAGCUGGGAUGAACCGGUGGUUCCUGUGAUCUCUGAUGAGUUACCAAGUGAUCAUGAUCAAAAUCAAUCACUUUUGUUGGUUGAUUCUGUGUACUGCCACAUAAAUGAGGUGUUUGAGUAUUCUGAACUUGAAGAAGCCACCAACAAUUUUGACCCUAGUAGGGAACUUGGAUCUGGAGGAUAUGGGACAGUUUAUUUUGGAAUACUCAAAGAUGGACGUCAUGUGGCAAUAAAGCAGUUGCACAAAGACAUGCUGAGGAGUUUAAGGUUGCAUGACGAGAAUUCCGAGAGCAAUGAUAGAGUCACCAAGUUCUCAAACGAAUUUGCCAUCUUAUCUCACUUGAAGCAUGGAAAUCUUGUCCAGCUAUAUGGCUGCACCUCUCCUCAGAGCCAUGAAGUACUGCUUGUGCAAGAGUACAUUCCCAAUGGAACCGCUGCAGAUCAUCUUCUCAACAGGAGCUCUCCUCCGUGGUCUACGCGACUAAACAUCGCCAUACAGACUGCAGAAGCAUUGGCUUAUCUACACAGUUCUAGCAUAAUCCACCGCAAUGUGAAAACUAGCAACAUUCUGCUUGACAUAAAUUUGAAUGCUAAAGUUGCAGACUUUGGAUUAUCGCGCCUUUUCCCAGAAGGUGUAACUCAUGUUUCCACUGAUCCUGCUGGGACUCCGGGUUAUGUUGAUCCAGAGUACUAUGAGCAUGGCCAUCUUUCUGAGAAGAGCGAUGUGUAUAGUUUCGGAGUAAUAUUGCUUGAGCUGAUAACAUCCCUGCCAGCAUAUAGUGAGGACGAUAGAGAGCCUUUUCUUUCCAACUUUGCCAUGGUUAGAAUAAGCUGUGGGAGACUCCAGAGUAUUGUUGACCGAGAUCUUGGAUUUGAGUCAGAUGAUUGGAAUACUAAAACAAUUACCGCAGUGGCAGAGUUGGCGUGUAAGUGUCUUCAGAGCCAAAGUAAAUUGAGACCUUCCAUGGAAGAGGUGUUGAAUAGCCUUGUGAGAAUUAAAAGUUGUUGAAGCUCUUAGAAUGCUCUUAUAUGGUGUUACAAUAAUGUCACGAUUGUUCAAAUUCUCUCAUGCUAGCAUGGUGAUUUAUUUUGAGAAGAAAAUAGCUUAACCAAAGUAAAAUAUCACUUUUAUAUCUUAUACUUCCUCUGCCGACUAUAAAUAAACACCAUGUCUUAUAUAUAUCUUAUAUACUUCCUACCAAAACCAUUCUGUUUUCAUCUGUAAAAGAUAUUGUGUAUUGGGACACCGAUUAGAU
This is a messenger RNA of Arachis ipaensis, 1754 nucleotides long. Its product is annotated as LEAF RUST 10 DISEASE-RESISTANCE LOCUS RECEPTOR-LIKE PROTEIN KINASE-like 1.2. Lineage: Eukaryota; Viridiplantae; Streptophyta; Magnoliopsida; Fabales; Fabaceae. The record is from RefSeq and is a predicted model, not a curated record. Gene Ontology annotation, biological process: protein phosphorylation. Gene Ontology annotation, molecular function: protein kinase activity; ATP binding.